AUGCACUCCAUGCAUCGUCAAGGUUUUGAUCAAAAUCUUCCCCUUAGAAAUGGCCAAGAGGAAGACGACGGUGGUGGCGGCAACGAUAAUCCUCCUCUUGAUCUCUCACUAUCACUCUCACUCUCCGGAUACAAUCCACCACCGCUCCCGCAGCCGCUGCCACAGUCGUUGACUCCAAAUCCUGCCCUGCUGCACACGCAAUUACUCUCGUUAGCCGAUUACAAUCUAAUGCAUUUCUCAUCCCCGUCUUCGUACUCGACUCCAAUCCCUAUUGCUCCCAUGAUGUGGGACAGACAAUUGUUCUUUGGACACUCUCAUCCGCUCCCACCAUAUCCAUCGUCCCUAAGCCCUGCUGCGCCCAUGCAGCAGGGCUGGCAAUUACUCCAAUGGGAGAAAGGUGAGACAGUGUCACUCUCACUCUCGCAAGCUGAGCACUAUCCUCCGCCCCCGCCCCCGCCGCCACCUCCACCACCGCGGUUCCCAUCGCCAAUUCCAAACCCUACCACUCCCAUGUGGCGGGGCAGGCCAUUACUCGGGCUGGGAAAGAGCGAGACAAUCCCGCCACCGUAUCCAUGGGCGACGGAGCACCGAGCAAUCAUACGCAGCCUGGACGAUCUCACCCGAAACGGGAUAGAGAAAAUCAGAGGGGAAAUGAAGUGCAAGAAGUGCGGAGUAGAUAGCAAGAUGGAAUUCAAUCUGACAGAGAAGUUCAUGGAAGUAGAGAGUUUCAUAUCGAUGAACAAGUCGGAGAUGCACCAGCGAGCCCCGAGGGGUUGGGAGUGCCCUCCGCGGCAGGACUGCGGCUGUUGCAGCGGAGAGGGCUGCACGGAGCCGGUGACGGGGAAGAAGAGGGAGAUGAAUUGGCUGUUCUUGUUGCUAGGGCAAAUGAUUGGAUUCUCUAGCUUAGAACAUCUGAAAUACUUGUGUAAGCACACGAGGAACCACAGGACAGGCGCAAAAGACAGGCUUGUGUACAUUGCCUACAUGUGUUUGUGCAAACAACUUCAUCCAACAGGACCUUAUGAUCUUUGA
Molecule: messenger RNA, 1032 nt
Organism: Momordica charantia (bitter melon)
Lineage: Eukaryota; Viridiplantae; Streptophyta; Magnoliopsida; Cucurbitales; Cucurbitaceae
Source: RefSeq, a predicted model, not a curated record